AAGGAAAUAAAAUAAUGAAGGGGUAGGCAGAAGCUUAUGAUUUGAGAAUGACCCUCCAAAGCUCAUUGACUCCCACUUCCAUCACAUGCAUCUCUCUCUCUCAAUCUCCUUCUCUUUCUUCCUUUGGAGGCAUCCAAUUCUGCUUAUUUAAGCCCCUCCCCUCCUCCCUUCAUUCUCAUCCUCUCCAACAAUCAAAUUUCUCCUCUCUGAUUCCCAAACCCUUCAAACUUUACUCACAAUCUUCUCUUACAAACAAAACCAUUACCAAAACUCUACCUAUUGCCUGUUUCUUGGCAUCCAUCCACAAGAACACAACCACAACCACAGUUUUCAAUCAAACAAAACAAAACAAAACUUGUUUGACAUACCUCAGUAGUGAUGGAGAACUUGUUUCGUCUUGCUGAUCACAAUGACUUUUUCUCUCGUCGAUGCAUCUGGGUUAACGGUCCGGUGAUCGUUGGAGCUGGACCGUCCGGGCUGGCCACUGCUGCUUGUCUUAGAGAACAAGGGGUGCCUUUUGUAGUCCUUGAACGAGCUGAAUGCAUAGCUUCUCUGUGGCAAAAGCGCACCUAUGAUAGGCUUAAGCUUCACCUUCCAAAGCAAUUCUGCCAGCUCCCUAAACUCCCUUUCCCUGAAGACUUCCCUGAAUACCCAACCAAGAGACAGUUCAUUGAGUACCUUGAAUCAUACGCCAAGCAUUUUGAGAUCAACCCACAAUUCAAUGAGUGUGUUCAAUCAGCAAGGUAUGAUGAAACCAGUGGCCUGUGGCGUGUCAAAACUGUUUCGACUGCUGGGUCGACGCGCAAUGAGGUCGAGUACAUUUGCCGAUGGCUCGUUGUGGCCACCGGCGAGAAUGCUGAACGUGUAAUGCCCGACAUCGAAGGAUUAAGCGAGUUUUGCGGUGAUGUCUCGCACGCUUGUGAAUACAAGUCCGGAGAGAAGUUCACCGGAAAGAAAGUGGUGGUAGUUGGCUGUGGCAACUCAGGCAUGGAAGUUUCUCUUGACUUGUGCAACCACAAUGCCUCACCUUCAAUGGUGGUCCGAAGCUCGGUCCAUGUCUUACCAAGAGAGGUUCUUGGAAAAUCUACAUUUGAACUAGCUGUUUUGAUGAUGAAAUGGCUACCCCUCUGGCUGGUUGACAAGCUCUUGUUGGUCCUGGCAUGGCUGAUGCUAGGAAACAUUGAAAAUUACGGCCUCAAACGGCCAUCAAUGGGGCCAUUGCAGCUCAAAAACGUGGUGGGGAAGACCCCUGUUCUUGACAUUGGAGCACUGGAGAAAAUCAAAUCCGGUGACAUCAAAGUAGUUCCUGGAAUCAAACGGUUCACUCGCAACCAAGUAGAGCUCGUCAAUGGCGAAAAGCUCGAUGUAGAUUCAGUAGUUUUGGCUACUGGGUACCGCAGCAAUGUCCCCUCUUGGCUUCAGGAAGGCGAAUUCUUCUCGAAAAACGGAUUCCCAAAAGCAGCAUCGCCACAUGCAUGGAAGGGAAAUGCAGGGCUUUACGCAGUCGGGUUCUCGAGAAGAGGGCUAUCAGGGGCUUCGUCGGACGCCAUGAAAAUAGCUGAAGACAUCGGCAGUGUCUGGAAGGCGGAGACAAAGCAACAGAAGAAGAGAACCACGGCAUGCCAUAGACGAUGCAUUUCACAGUUCUGAAAAAUGACCGCCAUUGAUGACUUUGGCGAAGGUGUAAAAAAGAAGAAUACAAAUAAUACUGUAAAAAGAAAAAAAAAAAAAAAGAACACAGAAACAGAGCCCUCUCCAGAAGCCCAAUUUUAGACAAAAACUUGUUAUGGGCAUUUUGUAAAAGAUGGAAGAUGAGGCUUUUCUUUUUCUCCUGUUCCUUCAUUUGUUCAUCCAAUUUACUUCUUAUUAAAACUUAUCCCAAUUCUUCUGUUCA
Messenger RNA from Cucurbita maxima (winter squash), 1894 nucleotides. Its product is annotated as probable indole-3-pyruvate monooxygenase YUCCA8. Gene Ontology annotation, biological process: auxin biosynthetic process. The record is from RefSeq and is a predicted model, not a curated record. The transcript has 3 exons. Gene Ontology annotation, molecular function: flavin adenine dinucleotide binding; NADP binding; N,N-dimethylaniline monooxygenase activity. The coding region runs from base 379 to 1650 and encodes 423 amino acids. Lineage: Eukaryota; Viridiplantae; Streptophyta; Magnoliopsida; Cucurbitales; Cucurbitaceae.